Molecule: messenger RNA, 186 nt
Organism: Fimicolochytrium jonesii
Lineage: Eukaryota; Fungi; Chytridiomycota; Chytridiomycetes; Spizellomycetales; Powellomycetaceae
Exons: 1
Source: RefSeq, a predicted model, not a curated record
GGAUGUUCCUGCGAGUAUCUCUACGAAAGCAGUCUUCGUCAUCACCUCAGAAACCACACGGGUGAGCGGCCCUACAUUUGCGAUAUCGACGACUGCGGCGAAGGCUUCGUAGAGACACCAACAGUCGGUGCAUCUUUACCCGGAGGGAUCUCCUCGCGGUGGGACCCACGAGUCGCGUAUACGUGA